UUCGCCCAAGAGACGGUUGGCGGAAGCGCUUCUGGUCUGAGGGGAGGAAGGAGGCGGCGCGCCGGAGAACAUCGCCCCGGUGAGGGGAGCCGAGGUGGCCGGUUGGAGAACGAUGAGGAUUCAUAUGGACUGAAGAUUAGUUGACUACUAUGAUGGAAAGAUCAUGGAUGUUUUGGACUUCCGUUGAAAAGUGGCUGCUUGCCUUAGCAUCGUGGUCCUGGGGUCUCUGCCGUAUUUCUCUCUUACCUCUGAUUGUAACUUUUCACCUCUACGGAGGCAUGAUAUUACCUCUGCUAAUAUUUUUGUCCAUAGCAGGUAUACUGUAUAAGUUCCAGGAUGCGCUGCUUUACUUCCCCGAGCAACCCUCUUCGUCGCGGCUUUAUGUCCCCAUGCCUACUGGUAUCCCGCAUGAAAACAUCUUCAUCAGAACCAAAGACGGCCUGCUGCUCAAUCUGAUUCUUCUUCGAUUCACGGGGGACAAUUCCGCCUUUUCGCCCACUGUCAUCUACUUUCACGGGAAUGCGGGAAACGUCGGCCACAGGCUGCCAAAUGCUUUGCUGAUGCUGGUGAAUCUGAAGAUAAACCUGCUGCUGGUUGACUAUCGAGGCUACGGGAGAAGUGAAGGGGAGGCCAGCGAAGAAGGCAUCUAUUUAGAUUCCGAGGCUGUGCUAGACUACGUGAUGACUCGAUCUGACCUUGAUAAGACGAAGAUUUUCCUCUUUGGCCGUUCCUUGGGGGGAGCUGUUGCCAUCCACUUGGCAUCUGAGAACUCUCAUAGGAUUUCUGCCAUCAUGGUGGAGAACACGUUCCUCAGCAUCCCGCACAUGGCCGGCACGCUCUUUUCUUUCUUCCCAAUGAGAUACCUUCCUCUGUGGUGCUAUAAAAACAAGUUCCUGUCCUACAGAAAAAUCUCCCAGUGCAGAACGCCUUCCCUUUUCAUCUCUGGGCUCUCUGACCAGCUGAUCCCCCCAGUUAUGAUGAAGCAACUCUAUGAACUUUCCCCUGCCCGGACUAAAAGAUUGGCCAUAUUUCCAGAUGGCACUCACAAUGACACUUGGCAGUGCCAAGGCUAUUUCACGGCACUUGAACAGUUUAUUAAAGAGGUGAUGAAGAGUCACUCUCCUGAAGAAAUGACAAAAAUGUCAUCUAAUGUAACGAUAAUAUAACUAUGAUUCCAGUUUGUCUUUCUGAGAAAACUGCACUGUCCCUGGGUUUGUGGAAGGUGGUGAAAGGGUGUCCUUUUUAAAAUGUGUAUUAUGUCUAUACCUAUCUAAAGAUGAAAUUAAACACGGAGACGUCUAUAAUAAACGUACGCCCCAGGUAGUUUUUA
Messenger RNA from Eublepharis macularius, 1330 nucleotides. It is a transcript of the gene ABHD13, whose product is annotated as abhydrolase domain containing 13. NCBI's taxonomy places the organism in Eukaryota, Metazoa, Chordata, Lepidosauria, Squamata, Eublepharidae. The coding region runs from base 150 to 1166 and encodes 338 amino acids. Gene Ontology annotation, molecular function: palmitoyl-(protein) hydrolase activity. The record is from RefSeq and is a predicted model, not a curated record. Gene Ontology annotation, cellular component: membrane. The transcript has 2 exons.